GUCGUUUAACAAUCCCUAUGAUGCAGGUACAGUACGGACCGCACUCGCGAAGCUUUCCUACUUAAUACUGACCAUGCCUCCCCGUUGGUGUUUCUGCCUCUGUCCACACCGAGUUUUGCGUCACCUUCAUUUGCAUCUCUUCAGGUCGAAGACCACGUGACUCGGCCUUCUUUUUCGAGUGGUACCUAGGGCGUAACUUUUCAGUCUUACAUCUAGUAUCUUAUAGUUCAUAUUCGAUCAACCUUCCGAGGUCGCUCUUCCACUCAAUCCUACAUAAUCUCCCCUUCCCCUGCCUUCCUUUCGUCAUUGCCAGAAGACCAGAAGUCUCUCCAUCGUUCGAGACUCCACCAUGAAGUCCUCAUGCGGAUCCAGUCUCCUGCUAGCCAGUAUUUUGUCACUUGGCCUGGUCAGUGCCAACCCAUUGGUUCCUCGUGCCCUCAAGGUGUCAACGGAUGGCAGCUGUGGAGGAACGACUACGUGCCAGGGCUCUACGUUCGGGAAUUGUUGCUCGCAGUAUGGGUGGUGUGGUUCAUCAAGUGCCUACUGCGGAACCGGGUGCCAACCGGCCUUCGGGACUUGCUCGGGAAGUCCAUCAACUGUGAAGCCUACGUCAACUCUCAAGCCAACUUCUACUGCAAAAUCUACCUCCACUGGCUCCGCUACCCCAACAGCCACAAGCUUGACCGACUGCUUGAAUAGCAAGAAUAUCCCUAUUUCCUUGAUUACGUCUCCGGAUUAUGCAAGCCUCGCUGAACCAUUCAAUACUCGCCUUCCAUACAAGCCUGUCGUCAUCGUUCUUCCCAUUACUGCCCAGCAUGUUCAGGAUGCUGUCAUCUGUGCAUCAAAGGCUGGUGUCAAGGUCCAGGCCAAGAGCGGUGGUCACUCUUACGCAUCGUACAGCUCAGGUGGAAAAGAUGGCAGCAUGAUGAUCGACCUCCAGCCAAUGCAAGGCGUCAAGCUCGACACUACGACUGGCAUCGUCACCGUAGGUGGUGGUGUCCGCCUCGGAAAUUUGGCAAAAGGCAUCUACGACCAAGGAAAGCGAGCUCUUCCCCAUGGAACUUGUCCUGGCGUUGGUAUCGGCGGACACUCAACCCACGGAGGUUACGGCCAUACUAGCCGCAAUUGGGGUUUGGCUCUGGAUACUAUUGUGGCGGCUGAUGUUGUCCUCGCCAACGGUACGCUAGUGAAGUGUUCCAAGACGCAGUAUCCCGAUAUCUUUUGGGCUAUUCGUGGAGCUGCUGACUCUUUUGGGGUCAUCGUCAAUUUCUACAUGCAGACAAAUGUAGCACCAACCGCUAUCACAUACUUCGCCUUCAGCUGGAGUAACAUGUUUGGCUCCAAGCAGACCUUCACAAAUACGUUCCUACACAUCCAGGACUUUGGCAAGAACGCCUCCGUAAUCGAUAGUCGCAUUUCAUUUGGUAUCUACAUGGAUGGGUCUACAUAUAACCUUGGGGGCACAUUCUUUGGCACUGUCGAUGAAUUCAACUCCAAAAUCAAGCCCGAGCUCCUUCGCAGCCUUCCAGCACCCACUACCACCACGGUUAAAUCACUAGGCUGGAUCGACUAUCUUGUUCUGCUCUCAGACAAGACAACCAUUGAGGAGCCCUUGACUGGCUACGACGAGCACGACAAUUUCUUUGCCAAAUCGAUCACUGUUCCUGAGGCUUCAGGUGGACUCACUGCCACCACCCUCAAUGCCUUCUACGACCAAGUCAAGACCGCAGGAUCCGUCUCUUGGUUUGUCAUCAUCAAUCUUUAUGGUGGUCCAAAAUCGUCCAUCAACGACCCAUCCAAGGACACUAACUUCGCGGCCUACAACGACCGCGACUCCCUCUGGGUGUUGCAGAACUAUGGUGAAACCGCUGCCAGCAUCCCGUUCAUCAAUGGUAUCAAUAAUGCCAUCACCAAGGCACAGCCUAACACCAACUUCGGCGCGUAUCUGAACUACGUGGACCCUAGUUUGGACGCUGCGACGGCGCACAAGGUCUAUUAUGGAGAUGCUUUAUAUGCCAGGUUGCUGGCAUUGAAGAAGACUGUGGAUCCUACCAGCGUUUUCUGGAAUCCUCAAGCUAUCGGUGCUUAGCGGAGAAACGCGAAAUGGGCAGAUGGUUGGGUGGAACGUAUAUGCAUUAUAUCUGGCGCCUUA
Messenger RNA from Lindgomyces ingoldianus, 2152 nucleotides. RefSeq names its product FAD-binding domain-containing protein. The record is from RefSeq and is a predicted model, not a curated record. NCBI's taxonomy places the organism in Eukaryota, Fungi, Ascomycota, Dothideomycetes, Pleosporales, Lindgomycetaceae. The transcript has 3 exons. Gene Ontology annotation, molecular function: chitin binding; FAD binding; oxidoreductase activity. The coding region runs from base 350 to 2089 and encodes 579 amino acids.